AUGCAUCUCUCUCACCUCUCUCUCCUGCUGGGUUUCCUGCUGACCUCCUGUCUGCUGUCCUCCACGAUAGCCAACUAUGCCAAUCAGCCCGCUGAAUGUUGCUUCAAAUUUUAUGAGAAGAGAAUCCCAGUCAAUGCUUUGAAGAGUUAUGAGGACACAAGAUCAGACUGUCCCAGAGCUGGAGUCAUUUUUGUGACUCAGAAAAACUUCCGUAUCUGUGCUGACCCUGGCUUCAAGUGGGUGAAGUGGACCAUGAAGAAAAUCGAUGAGCGUGCCAUUCAGUAA
Messenger RNA from Chanos chanos (milkfish), 285 nucleotides. It is a transcript of the gene ccl36.1, whose product is annotated as chemokine (C-C motif) ligand 36, duplicate 1. Gene Ontology annotation, biological process: immune response. The record is from RefSeq and is a predicted model, not a curated record. Gene Ontology annotation, cellular component: extracellular region. Lineage: Eukaryota; Metazoa; Chordata; Actinopteri; Gonorynchiformes; Chanidae. Bases 1 to 285 code for a protein of 94 amino acids. Gene Ontology annotation, molecular function: chemokine activity. The transcript has 3 exons.